UGUUGAUUUAGAUUGAACAGAUGAUGCUUUGUUGGAGCCAAAAAAAUUGAAAAAAAUUAACCAAUUUUGAUAGAAAAAUGCCGGUAAAAAAUCGAAAAUUAUCGUCAAAAAAUGAAAAUCAAGUCAACAACAAAAAACAACAACAACAACAGCAAGAUAAAAAUCGUUCGAAACAACAAGUAGAAACUGAUUUAAAUUUCAAAAUAUCAUCCAAAUGGAUAUUCAUUUGGUUUUUGAUGGCACGUUUAUGUUCAUCAUUAUGGAAUAAUAUUAAUGAUUGUGAUGAAACUUUUAAUUAUUGGGAACCGGGACAUUUUCUCCUGUAUGGCAGCGGUUUUCAAACAUGGGAAUAUUCACCCAAAUAUUCAAUCCGUUCGUAUACAUAUCUAUGGUUUUAUAUGUUACCGGGUAAAUUAUUGAAAAAUUAUUUCGAAAAAUUUGAAAUUUUCUACAUUAUACGUUGUUAUAUGGCUAUAUUAUCGGCCAUCGUUGAAACAUUUUUGUUCAUAUCAAUUCGAAAAUCAUUCGGUAAUAAAAAUGCCCAAUAUUAUUGUCUGAUAUCCAGUCUAUCGACCGGUAUGUUUAAUUCAAUGACAUCAUUUCUGCCAAGUUCAUUUGCCAUCUAUGCUGUUUGUUUAUCAUUUGGUUUUUGGCUACGUGGAAAUCAUACAUUUUUUAUUGUUUUCUUUGCUGCCGGUUCGAUUCUUGGUUGGCCAUUUGUUUCGGCAAUUGGGAUUCCAAUGGCAUUAUUCUAUUUAUUCAGCAAUCGAUAUCGAAUGAAAUUCAUUCGAACAUCAAUCAUUUCAGCAAUAAUAAUAUCACUGCCAAUCAUUAUAAUUGAUACAUAUUAUUAUGGAAAAUUUGUAUUCGCCCCCAUAAAUAUCAUCCUUUAUAAUGUUUUCAGUGAACAUGGUUCAACACUUUAUGGAACGGAACCAUUUUCAUUUUAUCUGAAAAAUUUAUUUUUAAAUUUCAACAUUUUUUUUAUCAUUUCAUUGUUAUCCAUACCUGUUUUGAUUAUUUCCUCGCUGAUCAACAAUCGAAUGGAUCGACUGAAUUUACAACGACAAAUCUUGAUAAACUGUUCAUUACUUGUUUGGUAUCUGAUAUUUUUCUGUCAAUCACAUAAAGAAGAACGUUUUAUGUAUCCAAUAUAUCCGCUGUUAUGUUUGACAACAUCCUUAACAUUAACAAAUUUAGAAUCGAUUAUCAACAACAAUCGAUUACAAUCGAUAUUGAUAAAAUUAUUAUUUUCAAUAUUUUUCCUGUUAAGUUUAUCAAGAACAUUAGCAUUAUAUCGUGGAUAUUAUUCAUCAUUGAAUAUUUAUCAUGAAUUUUGGCGACCACCAUUAUUGGAUGUUAAUAAUGAUUCAAAUCAAACAUCAACAACAAAAAUCAUUUGUUUGGGUAAAGAAUGGCAUCGUUUUCCAAGUAAUUUUUUUAUACCGGAAAAAAAAUUUCAAAUUGAAUUCAUACGGUCAGAAUUUCGUGGACAAUUACCAAAAUAUUUUGAUAAAAAAGUAAAAUAUCCAACACGUAUUGAACCGGAUGAUAUGAAUGAUCAAAAUCAAGAACAACCAGAACGUUAUGUUAAUGAUAUUCAAUCCGGUUGUGAUUAUAUAAUUGAUACAGAUUAUCCUGAUUACAGUGGCCGUGAUUAUCCAUAUUCAAAACACCCGGAAUCAUGGAAGAUAAUUAAAUCUUUUUGGUAUUUAAAUCAAAAACAAUCCGAAAAUGUUUUUCGUACAUUUUAUCUACCAUUUUUAUUUGAAUAUAAAUGUCAUUUUAUUGAUUAUAAUAUAUUGAUUAAUGCUAGGAAACACAGCAAAUCAAAUUAAUUAAUUAUGAUGAUAAU
This is a messenger RNA of Dermatophagoides pteronyssinus (European house dust mite), 1855 nucleotides long. Its product is annotated as alpha-1,2-mannosyltransferase ALG9-like. Lineage: Eukaryota; Metazoa; Arthropoda; Arachnida; Sarcoptiformes; Pyroglyphidae. Gene Ontology annotation, molecular function: alpha-1,2-mannosyltransferase activity. Gene Ontology annotation, biological process: protein N-linked glycosylation. Gene Ontology annotation, cellular component: endoplasmic reticulum membrane. The record is from RefSeq and is a predicted model, not a curated record.